Salvelinus namaycush (lake trout) is the source of this 4130-nucleotide messenger RNA. Its product is annotated as transmembrane channel-like protein 5. Gene Ontology annotation, cellular component: plasma membrane. Gene Ontology annotation, molecular function: mechanosensitive monoatomic ion channel activity. NCBI's taxonomy places the organism in Eukaryota, Metazoa, Chordata, Actinopteri, Salmoniformes, Salmonidae. Bases 462 to 3524 code for a protein of 1020 amino acids. The record is from RefSeq and is a predicted model, not a curated record. The transcript has 21 exons.
UUCGUAAUAACACAGUUGAGCCCUUGGCCGUCCCAUAUCUUAUUAUGCCAAUUAAUUUUCACGUCCUAUGGGAAUCAUUUGGAAAUAGUUGUCAUUAUGCCAACCAUAGCACCUAUUAGAUUUGCAUACGGCAUUUAGAACCACCGGACUUUUACCUUUAUUUCAAGUGCACAGUUCCUGGUAGUCUGACAGACACACAGUGAUAAAGUUCAACAAAGGUAGAUCUCUCAGAGCUACACUCUAGCUACCACAGUUGGCACUUCAAACCUGGAUUAUAAGGAAAAAGGGAGGCAGCCUCGGACUGCAACAUCUGUUCAAGCAGCCAGCAGAUUUCCCUGAAUAAGCAGCACAUUAACCAGUAGGAGGCCCUUUCAGACCUCCAGGGAACUAAAGAAGAGGGGGACGGACCGAAACCACCGCCGGGUUAACCACUAUAGAAGAAGAUCAAGCCAAGGAUCCCUAUGUCGCACUACAACAACACUGGAGGAUAUAACAACACUGCCUAUCAUGACAGUGACACCCUGGAGAUAGAUAGGAGUCCUUCCAGGAAAUCCCAAUCCCAAUCCCAUCACAGUAACCCCCAUGGUAACCCCUACCCCAGGGAUGAUGGAGCCGCGGGGGAGAGGGGCAGGUCCGACCUUCUGCAGCUCCCAGGAGGGGUCCAGUCCAGCUACGACGAUGCCCAGGAGAGAGUGCCCUGGGGCGGGUGGCAGGAGGGGAGCUGGAGGGGCAGAGACAGCAUUCCCAUGGGUCUCCUUCCUCCCCGGUCGGAGAGCCCACGAUGGCAGCAGCAUGACCUCAAUCACAGCGGGUACCAGAUCGACCAGGCAACGCAUUAUGACACAAUGCCUCCUGUUCGACUUCCAUCUGCAACUUCAGGUCAUGUUUCGAUGAGGUUCAGGGGGUCGAGGAAGAUGAGUCUAUUCCCUGUAGGAGAGGCUGCUCUGGGCAAUCUGGGCCUUUCUGAGGACGACAUCAGGAAUGAAAUGGAAAAUGAGGAACAUAACUUGGUCCAAGAGCUGGUUGCUAUGUCAACGAGGGACAGAAUCAAGGCCAUCCGAGACCUCCCUAUGAGCUUUGAUGACAAGAAACACAUCAGGGGCCAAGUGUUGGCGUUGAAAUCAUUCAAAAAGUCCCGGCAACUGAACUGCUUUUCAGACUGCUCGACGACUGUCUCACUGGCGUUCCGCAGGUGCGGUGCUAACAUGACUUUAGCCAGGCAGACCCUGGAACUGUGGCGGGGUACCAUGAAGGAGGUCGAGGGUAAAUUUGGCACGGGGGUCCUCUCCUACUUCAAGUUCCUAAAAUGGCUGCUGAUGUUCAACAUCUUCUCCUUCCUGGUCAACUUUGGUUUCAUCACCAUCCCCCAGCUCAUCUAUCACCCCACGCCAGACAUCCCCGCUGGGGUCAGCUUCAGAGGGCUAGAGAUACUGACCGGAGCGGGUUAUUUCAGCCACACAGUGAUGUAUUAUGGCGGCUACAGUAAUAAAACACAAGGAACAGGGGGCUGGCCUGAGUACAACAUGCAGCUGGCCUACUUCUUCACCAUAGCAGCCUACAUGGUGUUGUGUGGAGCCGCCCUCAUCUACAGCAUGGCCAGCUCGUUCAGGAAGAAGUAUGUCCUUGCAGACUCAGGCUUGGGUGGAGCCUGGCAGCUCCUGUGUAGCUGGGACUUCAGUGUGACUAACGAGAAAGCCGUACGACAGCGCAAGAACAAUCUGCGCAUCCAACUCAAGGAGUCCUUAUCAGAAAAGGUCCAGGUGGCCCUGCUACCUCUGACAGAGAGGCUGAAGCACUAUGGGGUCUUCCUGGGUACCUGGCUCCUCUCCACGGGCAUGGCCUUGGGCUGUGGCGCCAGUGUCUACUUCCUGUGUCAAUAUGACACAUCGCGGACGAGGAAGUCAGCGGAUAAAGCUUCCGGCUCUCUCCUGGAGGAGGCCGCUACUCUCCUCCUCCCCUUUGUGGUGUCCCUGAUCAAUCUGGUCGUCCCUCUCUUCUACUCUCUGUUCAAAAAGAUAGAACACUACUCCAACCCUCGCAUGCAGGUCUAUGCCAUCAUAGUCAGAAAUGUCAUUCUCAAGAUGUCCAUUCUGGCUAUUCUCUGCUACUACUGGAUGAAGGAUGUGGCCAAUACAUUUUCAUGCUGGGAGUCCAUCGUAGGACAAGCCUUGUACAGACUGGUGAUUAUGGACUUCCUCUUCGUAAUGUUAGGAUCCUUCUUUGGAGAGUUCUUGAGCAAUGUCAUUGGGACUAAAUGCAUACAGAGCCUGGGAGUUCCAGAGUUUGACGUUGCCAGGAAUGUCCUUGACCUGAUCUAUGCACAGACCCUGGCAUGGAUCGGAAUCUACUUUUCUCCCCUCCUCCCAGUGAUACAGAUAAUCAAGUUCUUCAUCCUCUUCUACCUAAAGAAGGUCAGCCUGACCCAGAACUGCCAGCCCCCCAGGCGAGCCGGCAGGGCGGCUCAGAUGCAAACCAUCUUCAUCGCUAUCCUCUUCUUCCCUUCCUUCGUAGGGGCUCUGUCUAUGGUGGCCUACACCGUGUGGACUUUGCCCCCCUCAGACAAGUGUGGGCCCUUCAGGGGCCUCAACACCACCUUCAGUGCAAUACAGAUCUGGAUGGACGAUCUGAAUGGGGUGGAUGCGUUUCAGUGGACUGUCUGGAUCUACCAGCACGUCAUCAGGAGUGAGAUAUUCUACUUCCUGGUCUCUCUCAUCAUCCUUGUCUUCAUUUACAUCUUCAGGCAGAUCACUCAGGGACGCCAGCUGCUUAUCAUUCUACUGAGACAGCAGAUUGUUAAUGAAGGGAAGGACAAGGCAUUCUUGUUGGAGAAACUACAGACCCUUCAGAAAUCCAAGCAGAACAAACAGAAAAAGAAAAAACAGGUCAGGAAAAGACAGGAAAAUGAAUCCUCCACUGGCAUGCAACAGGCUCUGAUUGCCCGACAGCGGUUGGAGCAAGAGAAUGGCGACAGCAGCAGCUCUUUCGGUGUGCCUAUGCCUUCCGGCCACUCAGUCUCUACGACAUCCAGUGCUAUGAUGCAGGCCAUGCUAGCCAGGCAAUACGCAGAGGACCAGGAUGUAGCCAGUUAUCGCGGGGUGCCAUUUCCUGCAGACCAAACACCUGCGUCCUCCAGUGCACUGAUACAGGCCAUGCAAGCCAGGCAAAGGGCGGAGUCACAGAAUGAGGACGAGUUUUACCGGGCGCCAGUUCAGUCACAGAACCCAGUAAACGCAUUACCCAGUGCGAUGAUACAGGUGAUGCAAGCCAGGCAGAGGGCGGAGUCAGAGCAGGAAGAGGACGAGUUUUACCGGGCGCCAAUUCAUUCAGAACAUCCAGUGUCAUCAACGUCCAGUGCGAUGAUUCAGGUCAUGCAGGCCAGGCAGAGAGCAGAGGAGGAGGAGAGCGAGUGUUACCGGGCGCCUGCUUCUUCACAGCACCCAGAUGCAUCAGGCACUGGUAGUGCUCUGAUACAGGCCAUGCUAGCCCGGCAACAGGUAGAGGAGGAGUACGGUGACAGAUACUGAGCAUGACCGAGAACUGAACCACUUGGGGAAAAAAAGAUGGCGGACACAAUUGAAAUGUGACCAGCUGUAGAAAGCAGAGAAAUAUCAGGAAAUAUCAGAAGAUUCUGACUGGCAUCAAGAGAGGGCAGGACCACCUCUAUGUAGACUUUCUAUUGGACCAUAAAAGAGUGUAGCCAAUGGGGUGUGAAAAGAUACAUCUGAUAUAUGUAUUCCCUUUUGAUAAAAGAACACUGUUUUUGUACAAAAAAAUAUUUUAAUAUUUAAUAUAUUUGUGUACUGUAUGUACACAUGAUAUGUGCUUAGCCUGUAAAACACUGUCAAAGAAUGUUGUAUAAAUGUAGGAAUAUUCUGAUCCGUAUUAAAUUGUAAAUACUAUAAAAUUGUAUGGUACUGUAUGUUGUUUUUCCCAUGAACAGCACUGUCCUCUAGUGGUAGGGAUUGAACCUGGUCUGGAUGUUCAUCAAUGAAUAGCUACUGAGUAGAUAUCAAAUAUAUACUUUGAGAAUACAUCCAAGUCACUUCUUUUUCUCAGAGCAAAGCAACAACGGAUAUAGAACAUAAUGAAAGAAACUACAGCAAAUACAAAAUUAAACAUUCUGAGUUUGC